Plasmodium berghei ANKA is the source of this 9615-nucleotide messenger RNA. Its product is annotated as oocyst capsule protein Cap380. NCBI's taxonomy places the organism in Eukaryota, Apicomplexa, Aconoidasida, Haemosporida, Plasmodiidae. The transcript has a single exon. The record is from RefSeq and is a predicted model, not a curated record. The coding region runs from base 1 to 9615 and encodes 3204 amino acids.
AUGUAUGUCAUCAACAUAGUUUAUGUUCUAAUAGUAUGCCUUUUGGGCACUGUUCUUUCGUCCCCUUAUUGGGGCGAUCCAUUAUUAAACGAUUUUGGUAACGAAGAACUAAAUACUAAUAAAAAAAAAAGAUUGCACUCCACCAAAAUGAAAAGAUAUGCUAUAGAUAUUUCUUCAUUUGGGAACACAUGUGUUGCAAAGUACUCAGAUAUUUGUGAACACUCCAAUUAUGAAAUACGAGUAAAUAAUGGAAUAAAUGGAUACACAAUAAAGGCUAUGUUAAUUCAGAAAGAAACUAGUGAUAUUGUUUCUGUUCAUCAUGCAACAAGUAUAUUUUCUACAGAUGGCAGUGCACUAUUAAAAUUUGAUAAUAUUCCAUCUUUACAUUAUAACAUUAUAUUAGAAGUAACUGAUUUAAUUUAUAAUAAAGAUUAUACUAUUGGAAAUAAGUGCCUAUGUAAUAUUUGUAAUGAUACAAAAAUAGUAAUAGGUUUAAACAAUAUAGAGAACAAUAUAAUACACGCAACAAGAGGGCAUAAACAAAUUAAUUUACCAUUUCCACAAAGCUCUUUUGUAAAUGGUAAAUUGUUGUUUAGUAAUUUUAAUUUAUAUCAUUCCCAAAUAAAUUUAAGAUCUAUUGAAAGGUAUGAAGAAUUAUAUAAUAACCAAUAUGAAUUAGUGCGUCCAUGCUCUGGUAUUAUUAUGGUACACUCAGAAAAAUAUAAAAUUCAUUAUGACGUAAAAAGUGUACAUUGCUACCAUGUAUAUAUUAUCGACAAAAUUUUGAAAAAAAUAACGUCUAAUGAUCAAAGAAGCGUAAAUUUUAAGAAUAAUAUGUUCCUAAAGUUCAAUAAAAACGAAACUAAUGAGGAUAAUAUGAUAUCUGUUGCAAAAAAUUAUUUAAUUCAGCUUCCUUUAAAAUAUGAUAAUGGAUUUUAUUAUUCACGAAGCACAGUAAGCGGACUUUUAGUUACAAUCAAUGUGAAUGCAUUAUUGAACAAUAUAAAAAAUAUAUAUAUAAAUAACAUGGAUAAAAAAAUGGAAUACGUUCAAAUGUUUAGAAUAAUUAUUAGAUUAAUGCAUCAAUAUAACGAAAUUACAUAUGACAAUUUGUUACAGUAUACCACAAAUUUGGCAUUACAAAAAUCUCAAUCGUCGUCUUCAUUAAUAAAUAAUAAUAUAUAUAAUGUAUAUGCCGAAGAAUUAACGGUUUUAUUAAACUCUUUAUCUUUAGAGUUUGAUCCAGAUAUAAUUGGACUUGAUAAAAAUGUUGUACUUAUGGAGGAAAAGGAAUUUAUUUCACAACAUGGUAUCGACAUUAAUGCACGUAUAUAUAAAAAUCAACUAAUACUUAAAGAAUCCUCAGAUAUAUGUUUAGUUCUUUUGCAAGAUAUAGCUAGAGAAAUUAAUAGUUAUGUUAAUAACAAAUUGGAUUAUAAAUAUACUGGUGUAUGCAAGAAUUUCAGAAAAAAAAACAGUUAUGCCAAUAUGUCAGUAAUGUAUUAUACCUAUGAACUAGAUUGUAACAUUUCAAUUUUUUAUAAAGAAUAUAAGACGAAUGACGAUUUAAAGAUAAAAAAUAUUAUAUCAAACAAAAGUAUAUUUGAAGAUGUUUAUAUUCAAUUACAUUACUACGAUAUAUAUGAAUAUGGCAUAUUAAUUCACGUGCAGGUUGAUCAAAAUUUAGUUAGAUAUAUAAAAUCAUUGGUAAAAAAUUACAUAAAUAAUGAUUCAGUAAUUGUGAUGAACAUAAUUGGGCGUAAAACUGAUAAAGGACCUGAAGAUAUUGAUAAAACACUCAAAAUAAUCACAUUUCCAAUUGAUUGUACAACGAAUUGUUCUAAUAUAGAACCAAUAGUUAUACAUGAUAAUUAUGAUUAUAUAUCUAUAGAGAAUAUAUGUAUUAAAAAUACUACUGUAUCUGACAUUUGUUUUCCACAGUAUAAUUAUUCUUACAUAUUUGAUACUAGAUUAUUACUUGUACAUAUGAUAAAUAUUAACCCUUAUCCUGAAAUCGUAUUACAAACUAAUAUACAUCAAAGAAUAGUCGAGGGAAACUACUGUAUUUUAUCAAGACAUCCUCUUUUAAUACCACAUGAAUACACUCCAAGAAUAUAUAAAGAUAAUGUAUGUAAAGAAUAUAUUAAUAGGUGUGAGCUUUUAUCAACAAAUGUAAUCGUUAAAAGUAUAAACAUUCCUUCAACUAUAUUACAACGAAAGAAUAAAUUUAAAUUAUCAUUUACAACGGAUUUUGAUGAAAAACAUGAAGAAAUGUUCCAAAUUAAUUAUUUUUCAGAUAAUAAUAUUGAUAUUUCCAAAAAAAAACAUUUAUUAACUCAUUACAAUAAUAGUUUUUAUAUAAAUCAACAUGAUAACUUAAUUAAUGAAUCUAAACGUCAAAAAGAAAAUUUUGAUCAUAUUGUAUCCAUUGAUGAAUCAUCACAUAAUAAGGAAAAUGCUUAUAAAAAUAUUAAUAAUUUCCAGGAAAUGAAAUAUGAUAUUAAUAUAUUUAAUAUGGAAAGGGUGUACACUCAUGAGCAAACAUCAAAGAAUAAUGAUUCUUCUUUAUAUCCUUUUGGAAGUUUAAGCAUUAAUUAUUCGCAUGUAAAGGAAAAUAUAUACAUGAAAUUUUUAAACGAUUAUAUUUAUUUUUAUGAAAAUGAUUCACAAAAAUCGGAUUAUAACAUAGUUUCAGCUUUACCAGAAGACACAUUCCCCCAUUUCACAAAUGUCUCUGUAUAUAAUUAUGAAUGUUUAGGUGCUUAUGCUUAUUUGAUGAACAAAUUUAACAUUUUAGUAAAUGAUUCGCUAAAUUGUGAGGCUAUACAUAUGAUUAUAGAAGUAUUAUUAAAAGGAAAAUUGGGAAAAUAUUUCAUAUACAAUAAGAAUAAAAUAUUUUUAAACUUUAUAAAAAAGGAACCAUUUAGCGACGAUAUAUAUGAUGUUUUUGACUUAAUUGAUGUCGAAAUAUAUGAACAAGAUAACUUACAUACACCUAAAUCAAAGCAUAGACUUAAUGUAAGCAUUGACGAAAAUAAUUUAAAUUUAUUAUAUUCUCAUAAAAACGUUCUAUAUAGAAAUAAAUAUUUUUCGAACAUAUACAUACUAAUGUUCAAAAUAGCAUAUUUAUCAAAUGAAUAUGACUUUUAUACAUUUUUUUACGACUUAACUGGAAUUAGAUUAAUUGAUGAAAUUGUAUUAAAAAAUAUAAAUAAAUUAUCAAUGAAAGAUCAGACACAUAUACAAUAUAUAUUAUUAAACCUUGAAAAUAAUUAUAAUAUAAAAAUUGAGGAACAUACUAACAAAUUUGAAGAAUUAAUAAAUGAAAUAUCAUUAUUAGCAGCCUAUAUUGUAGAGUUAACAUCAUCAUAUAAAGUAGAUUUGUAUACAACUAAUGCAGAAUCAAAAAAUGAGUUAAAAUCAUUUGCAAAUAUUAAAUACUUUGUUUAUAUCAAUGAGUUCAAAUAUCACGAAAAAAAUAUUUCAAUAAAUCGAUUGGCUCAUACAAUGUCACAACUUGGUACAUUGAUAAUUAAAAAAAAAAUAUUAUGUUGUUCAAAUUUUGUAGAUGAAGUAGAAACAUCAUUAAAAUAUUAUAUAAUGUAUAAAUAUGUAUAUAAUGGUACUGAAUUGAUAAAUGACGAUGAUGAUAUUAUGCCUCCAAUGGCAUAUAAAAUAAUACAAACACUUUUGGAACGUCCUAUUUCAAAAAGAAAUGUAUAUGAUGAAAUGCCUAAAUCAAACAUAGAUAAUAUAACAAAACAUAUAAUGAAGCAAUCGGGAUACAUACAUAAAAAUAAUAUAACUACAGAAUACAAAAAUUUGGAGUGUAUUCAUUUAGACUCAAUAAAUCAUUAUGAUAAUAUUAUAACAAACUUCGAAACAAAAUAUGAUAACCAUGGAUCAUUGGUUUCUAUGAAAAUAUUAAAAGGUUUAUUAAAAGACAAAAGUGUUGAUAUUCAAGAAGAUAUGAAUUAUUCAGUAUAUUUUUCAUUUAGAAACUUAUCUGUUCCAUUCAUUGGUAAGACACAUAGAGAAGAAACAUUAGGCUUUAAAAGGAUAUUAUUAUUAAAAGCUUUCCCUAAAGCCGUUUAUGAAUCAGUAUUAUUUUAUACAUAUAUAGAUCAAUUAGAUGGAAAUUCAUUAUUUAUGUUGGAAAAAAUAAUCUUUGUAUCGAAGGGAAAUAAAUUAGUAAAGGAAAUAAAUGUAGAAUAUCAGACAUUUUUUGUUCACCCACGUAACAUGAUAUUAACUAACAAUAUGUCUUCAAAUACACAUAUCAAUACAUAUUCAACAUAUUUUAAUGAACUAAAUAGAUGCUAUCAUUAUAAUAAUGGUGUCCAAGCAUGUGAUUACCCUGAAUAUGGAUAUAAUGGUUUUACCCCAUAUUACGUUUUUUACACUGAAAAUAACCAAAGAAAGGAAAUAUUAUUCAAGAAUAAUGAAGAAAUAGCAAAUUUAAUUAAUAACAAACCUUUAACUUUAACCAAGAGAUACAAUAUUGAGUUGGGAGGAGAAAAAAUGGAUGUAGAAAUUUACAAUUCGGUUGAAAUGAUAAUAAACGAAAUAGCCCUUUCUAUCGGACUUAAAAAUUUUAAUAAAAAAAAUUGUUCAAAAUUAACUUUAAAUAACGGAUUAAUGCAUGUACCUAAUGACCCCAAUUCUCUUAUAUCUAGUAUUUAUUAUGAAACAUUAUAUUGUUUAGACAAAAGUGCCAUUUAUAAAAAAAUAUUAACUAUUUGUAAUUUUAAUAAAGAAGAACUUAUGAAAUUAUUUAGUGCUUUAGAUAGUAAUAUGCUACCGUAUAACUUGGAAGAAACAUUUGCAAACUCGUUAACACAUAACGAAAUAAUAAAUUUAAUAACAUACUUGAUUUCAGCGCCUUAUCAGGUAAAUAUGAUGAUAAGAAGACCAUAUGAUGCCGACAAUAAAGGUGUAAAUAAUGAUAUGAAACCUUUAAACUUAAAUAUUAUGGAAUUAAAUAGCACAGAAAAUAGAGAAUCUAAAAUAGUUUUUAUAGAAAAUGAAGACAUAAUUAAGAUUAGUAAACAAUUUUUACAAAAAGAAGUGAAUAAUUCGUCUUUAUUAGAGUUUAACGAAUCAUUAUAUUUUGAACUUUUGAAAUAUAUGCCUGCUAGUUUUAUUAAUGAACAUAAAAUACUAAUAGAUAUGAAAGAUGUAAAUAACUACCUAAAAAAUUAUAUAAAUAAAGAGAAUAUAUGUAAUAAUGAUUCCUAUUUUAAAAAUAAUGGAAUAAUGUUAAUACCUGGUGAAACUUCUACAUAUAACCAGCCCAGUUUUACAUAUAUAAAUAAUGAUAAUAUAUAUAUUAAGAAAAAACCAGAAGACAGUUAUAUAUUUAACAAUAUAUUUUUAUUUGAAGGAAAAAAUAAUUUAAACAAAAAUUUUUUAAAUGCUAUUGUAGUUUUAUCACCAAUACAUAUAACUGAGGUACAUGAUAUAUCAUAUGUUGAAUUAAUAGCAAAUACAUUUGAUAGCAAGCAUCAAUUUUCUAUGAAAUGUUACCCCCAUAAAAAAUAUGACAAUUCAUAUUUUGAAGAAGAAUUUAAUUUAGCUCCUAAUUCAAUUUAUUUUGUUUGUAUGAAUGUAUAUACAAUGUAUUUAAAGAGCGGAUUAUACGAAUUUAAUAAAUACUUAAUUAAAUUUAACACUACUAAUAGUAAUACAUACCAUCUAUAUAAAAAUAUGCCAGUAAGACCUGUUUAUAGUGUCAAGAAUAAUAAUAUAAUAGUUCCAGAUAUGAAUAAGAUCGUUUUAAAAUUGCACCGUAUAAAAGAUGAUGAUAUGAACUCAGCAUUAAUUAAAUAUCUUAUAUUUGUAGAUGGUUUUAUUACUUUACAUGCUAAUCCAUAUGUGGUAGUUAACCCUGUAUUUACAGAAGAUUCGUACUAUUAUAACAGUAAUGUAAGUCAAACAGAUGAUUAUGUAUCUUUUAUGUAUUCACGUAAACUUAAACUUUUUGAAUUUUUAGAAUUGCCAACUACUCAAAAGUUAUUUAAAGAUAAUACGAUGACUAUAACAACAGAGCAAUUAAUACAUUAUCAAGAAGAAACGCAUAAUAUAUAUUUAUUAACUCUUGUAAAAACACUUAAUUUAACAAAGGUUAUAAUAAGAGACAUAUUUAAUAAUGAAUUUGAAAUAAAUAUUGAUCUAAUUAAGGAUGAAACACCUACUAGUAUCCACACAGAAGCCCCACUCCCAACCCCACCAGCUUCUACAACUACUGUUCCAGUAGAAGAAAUAGAAAAAGAAAUAGAAAAAGAAAUAGAAAAAGAAAUAGAAAAAGAAAAAGAAAUAGAAAAAGAAAAAGAAAAAGAAAAAGAAAAAGAAAAAGAAAAAAGUAAUAUAGCGUGCAAAUGUUGCCUAGUUAAAAUAACAAAUAAUACGAGUUCAAAUGAUAAUUGCAUAUCUGUAAAUCAAUACAUUUUCCUUGUACAAAGUUUAACUUCGAUUUCUGAAGGAAAGAUGUCAUUACAUGUUUCUGAAAAUGGCUACGAAUUAAUUGGAAAUGAUGGCAAAUUGACGAUAAAUAGAGCACUUAAUUUAUUAUGUACCAAAUUAAAUGGUGAAGUACAUUUAACAAAUGGUGAUUAUAAUAUUCAAAUAUCAAAUUAUCAAUAUAGUAUGCCGAAAUCACCAUUUAAUUUCUCCAAUGGGUAUUUUAAUAUACUGAGAAUAAAUGAAGAUGGAACAAAAUAUAUUACUCCACCUAAUGCGUUUAUAAGUGGGGAUAAGCCUUUUACUGUGGAUUUAAAUAUACCAAAAAUUAGUAGCAUUGGGAAUGCAGAAAAAGUUUCAGAAUCGUUGCUACUUGAGAAAAAAGAUAAUUCUCAAGUAGUUGAUGUUAUACCUAUACCAUAUGUUGAAGAAAAUAAACAAUCAAAACCAUCCUUUUCGAACUACAGUUGGUUAACAAAUCAAAGAACAAUAAACUCAAAUAGUGCACAAUAUUAUAGAAGAAAUGUUAUGUGUACUAUUUAUAUAAAAAGUAUAGAAAUAUAUGACGAUAAAACUAAAAUGAGUAUAUAUGAAAACAAAUAUGAUAUAAGCACAAAUUCAUUAUAUUAUGGUGUAUAUGAAAUACAUGUUAAUAAUGGUAAAUCCUACGGAUCAUGCAAAAAUGGUCAUUGUCUUUUAGAUGACUGGUUUCUUAAUUAUAUAAUGCAUAGUGAUAAAUUAAAAAAUGGAGUUUAUAUGUUACACAUUAAAAAUUAUAUCAAUAUACAUAGAGUUGAUCAAUUAGAAAGCAAUCCCCGUUAUGUGCCUGAAUCUUCUAAAACCGCUGUAACAGAAGCAUUACCAGUCACAUCUAAAUCAGUGUUUUGCGCGUCGGAAGAUUUAAACAAAUUGGAAAGUUUUGAUGCAAAUAAAAAAAUAAAAAUGAUUAGAGAGAUUGAAACAAAUUCGAAUGUGAAUCCAGGGAUAUAUAUAGUACAUAUUAAUUACAACAAUUAUGAAGUAUAUACAGAAAAAGAAAAUUACAAAAUAUUAGAUACAAGUAUAUUUGAAUCUUGUAUUAAAUACGAUUUUAAUAUAAAAGAUGAUAUGCAAUAUAUAUAUAAAGUGCAAAUAAUAAAUGAUGAAACUAAAGAUAUAAAACAUAUAGAAAAUGGAAGGAUAUUUAUAGAUAAAAAUAAUAAUAAAUUUAAAGAAUAUUAUGCAUUUAUAAGUAGCAUAGAAAAUAAUGAUAAUAAAUCAACAUAUUUAUAUAAUAAUAUUGCACGCUUUUAUGGGCCCCAACAUAUAGUAAAAUCAAAAUAUAUUGUAAAUGGAACAAAUUUACAUAAUAUAAAAAGUAUAAAUCAAAAUGGCUAUUAUAAAAAUCUUGAUAAAACAGAUGAAGAGUUUGUAGUGGAAAUGUUUAAUGUAUUGCUUGAAUCAAUUCCACGUGAUAAAUUAUAUUUUAUAGAAAUAUUCGAUGAGGAUUUUGACUAUUCGCUUAUCUCAAAUUUUGAAUCGAAAAUACAUCUCGAAAUGGAUGAAAACAAUAGAAUUAGUAAUGAUGAUUUAACUGAUAACCGAAAUAACAUUUUUAUGGUGCAAAUAUCUGAAUAUAAACAUAUGGCGCAUCAAAACAAGAGAUGGGGUUAUAACUAUUAUGAUGAAUUUAUGUUGCAAGGUGAUUUUAUAAAAGAAGGACAUUAUGAUAUAGCAUUUUACAACGGUAAAUGCACAAUUAAUUAUUAUAGUGGUGAUGAAAAAAAGGUAAAACCAAGUGAUAUUGAAAAUAUAGUUAUGUCAUCUGGAAAAAUAUUAAAAAAUUCGUAUUAUAAGAUACGUAUUAUAAAAUGGGAAAAUUCAGAAGAAAUCAUGUUGAUAAAUGAUUUAUUUCAUACGCAAAUAGAUGCUGCAAAAUCCAAAGAUAAUAAAUAUGCGACAACUGAAGUAAGAGACAAUGAUAAUACUGCACCACCUUCGGUGUUACCAAGCAAAAAAGAAGAGGAAGGAUUUUAUAGAUCUUAUAUAUCUUUAAAAUUGAAGAAAAAUGAAAGCGAUAAAUAUGGAAUAAAAAAAGUUGUCGAUGGUAUUUUUGAUGGCAAAAUUGUAAACAGUAAAUAUUCAAUACAAAUGUUAAAUAAUAAUUCUUACAAAAUAAAUAUUUUAAAUAAUGCAAAUGUGCACGCAAAAAAUAUAAUAGAUUUAAUAAAAAGUGUAUGGAAUUGUAAUAUGACUGAUAAUACUUGUAUAUAUGAUAUUGAAAUAUAUACAUACAAUACCGUAGAAAGAGGAAAUAUGGGAAUGGACUCAAAUAAUGAUGGCUACUAUUAUGUUAUUAUAGAACCUAUUAAAACUGAAGAGGUAGAAUUAGGAAAUAAUAAUAAUGCUCCAAGUAAAAGAAAUACUGAAUAUAUAAAAAUUAUAGGAAAGAAUUUACCAAUUGGACAUUUUAAUGUAGUUGUCGAAAAUGAUACUUUUAAUGGAACUGAUGCGAAUAAAAUGAAAAUGGAUACAAAAUUAAUAAAAAAUAUUAUGUUAUUAUCAUUUGAAAAACCGUUGGAAGGAAAAUACAAUGUAACAAUUGUUAAAAAUAACAAUAAUAUUUUAACAAACUGUUCAGAACAUAAUACAGAAAUGAAAGAAACAAUAUCUCCUACCCAUAAUGGAAUACAUAAACGUAUUACAAUACGUGGUUUUAAUGAAGGAAAUCAUAUAGUACCAAUUUUUCAGGAAGAUAUACAUUUUCAAAAAGGACAUGAUAUAAAAGAUGGAGAUUACUCGACAUAUCGCCAUGAAAAUGGAAUAUAUAGUAUUAGAAGUCAAAAUUAUAAACUAAGUACAAGCGAAAACACAUUAUUACAGAACAUAUUACUAGAAACAUCGAUUAAAGAAUAUGGUUUAAUAAACAUAACAACAAUCAAAAAUGAUCCAAUUGAAAUAUUACAAUAUGAUUUAUUUUCAUCAAAAAAUUGUAUUUUAUUACAAAAUGAAAAUAUUAAUAGUUUAGGUGUUCGUAAUAAUAUACUACCUUUAAUUGAGAAUUCCGAAAGUUCGAUGAUAAAAUACAAAUAUGUAGAAUCUAAAAUAACUAACACAAUUACGCAUUGUGCAUCUUCUAAUGAAGCAAAUUGCCUAAAUGUGUUGCGAAGAGCAUAA